GUGAAAGGUAGAGCACCAAAGACGCCAUAUUUCCUUCAGUGCGUAGACGGUAGAGCACAAAGGACGUUACAUUCUCCACAGUUUAUAGACUGUCAGAAUGAGCUGCAUGUUGGCUAGGAAUGCAUGUAGCCCGGGAGGUUCGACGGUGUUUUCUCAGCCUUGGAGAGGAGGUCGGGUCUUGACCCAAACAGCAACACCUGCUUUGUGCUCAGUGCACAGCAGCCAACAGCCAGUGAUGGCUGUGCGGAGAGAGACAAGCAAAUUGUGGGAAACAAGGGCACCGCUGUCACCGCAGCAUGUGAAAAAGCUGGUCCAGAAGGGAGUGAAGGUCAUUGUCCAGCCCUCUGACCGUCGAGUCUACAGUACGGAGGAAUAUGCUGACGUUGGUGCAGUCAUCAAAGAGGACAUGUCUGAAGCAUCACUGAUUAUGGGCGUAAAGACGAUGUCAGCUGACUCUCUGAUGCGCGACAAGACAUACGCUUUCUUCUCUCACACCAUCAAAGGCAAAGCUGAUUACAUGCCUCUUCUGGAUGCCAUUUUGGAAAAGAACAUUCGUUUGAUUGACUAUGAGAAGAUGGUGGACGAGUAUGGCCAGAGACUGGUCGCUUUUGGCAAGUAUGCAGGUAUGUCUGGGAUGAUCAACAUCUUGCACGGCAUGGGCCUUCGUCUACUCGCACUUGGCCACCGCACACCCUUCAUGUUCAUUGGCCCAAGUCACAACUAUCAACAUACAGAAAUGGCACGCCAGGCUGUUCGAGAUGCUGGUUACCAGAUUGCGCUUGGGCGAAUGUCUAAGUCGAUAGGACCUCUGACCUUUGUCAUCACAGGCUCUGGCAAUGUGUCACAAGGUGCCCAAGAAAUACUAAAUGAGCUGCCUCACGAGUACAUUGAACCUGAAGACUUACCCAAGGUUGCUGCUGGAGGCUCAAAAAACAAAAUCUACGCAUGCGUGGUGAGUCGAGAUGACCAUUACGUGCCCAAGAAUGGUGGAACGUUCAACGCAGACGAAUAUGAACGGUACCCUGAAAGAUAUGCGUCCACUUUUAGCCACAAUAUAGCACCGUAUGCCUCGUGCAUCAUCAACGGCAUGUACUGGGCUCCUGGUUCUCCACACCUGAUCACCAUUCCAGAUGCCAAGAAGUUACUGCGACCCACAGACUAUGCUCCGCGUACACCCUCGUCCCCCGGUUGCCCCACUCUGCCACAUCGUCUGCUGGCUAUCUGUGAUGUCUCUUCAGACCCAGGUGGUGCUUUUGAAUUCGUGAAGGAAUGCACAAGCAUAGAAAAGCCGUUCUCGUUGUAUGAUGCAGAGCAGAAUGUGAACAAGGAAAGUUUUUCUGGUGACGGAGUACUCAUCUGCUCUAUAGACAACAUGCCGGCCCAGAUCCCCCGGGAAGCGACAGAUUUCUUUGGAAGUCUCUUGUUGCCUUAUAUAUCAGAGAUGCUGAAAUCUGAUGCAAAGCAGCCUUUCCAAGAUUAUUCUUGUAGCCCUGUGGUGAAAAAUGCUGUGAUUGCAAGCAAUGGUUCUCUGACUCCGGACUACGAGUACAUACAGGAUCUGAGAAGAAAAUCUGCGUGAGCGGAAUACUAUCAUUGUGGUGUGAGAAUUUUUACCCACCACAUUGAGUUAAAUUUUGCCCAAGCAACGACCUUGGCAGGGUUUACAUUUUUUUAAAAGUAGUAUGGUAUUAAAGAUAAUAUGGUGCAAAAUCAGUUAUA
Messenger RNA from Aplysia californica (California sea hare), 1719 nucleotides. RefSeq names its product alpha-aminoadipic semialdehyde synthase, mitochondrial. The record is from RefSeq and is a predicted model, not a curated record. The transcript has 10 exons. Gene Ontology annotation, cellular component: cytoplasm. Gene Ontology annotation, molecular function: saccharopine dehydrogenase activity. NCBI's taxonomy places the organism in Eukaryota, Metazoa, Mollusca, Gastropoda, Aplysiida, Aplysiidae. The coding region runs from base 98 to 1579 and encodes 493 amino acids.